Messenger RNA from Fusarium keratoplasticum, 810 nucleotides. Its product is annotated as HEME-HALOPEROXIDASE domain-containing protein. The transcript has a single exon. The record is from RefSeq and is a predicted model, not a curated record. Gene Ontology annotation, molecular function: peroxidase activity. The coding region runs from base 1 to 810 and encodes 269 amino acids. Lineage: Eukaryota; Fungi; Ascomycota; Sordariomycetes; Hypocreales; Nectriaceae.
AUGGCAGACGAAGGAUCCGAACAGCUCGUCAAGGGAACCUACGCCCCCUCUCGGCCUGGUGACCUACGAGGCCCCUGCCCUCUCAUCAACAGUCUCGCAAACCAUGGCUACCUGCCUCGCGACGGGCGCAACGUGCGAGUUGAAGAGGUUCUCGCCGGCAUGGAUGCUGUCGGUCUGUCCAAGGCGCUCGGCGCCGUCUUUGCCAAUCCCAUCUUCAAUGAGCGCGCACCGUCAAAGUUCCACAACGACCCUGUCCCUCAGCGAACGUUUCUGCAGAGCGUCUGGCACACGAUCAGCGACCCAUGGUCCAUUUUUGGAAGGUUCGGCAUGCGGACUCCCGGGCAAGAGGACGCCGAAGGUCAUAGAGUUCUGAAUCUGGAUCAGCUGGCUCUGCCCAAUGUCGUGGAGCACGACAUUUCUCUUACACGGCGUGAUCAUCAGCAGGGCGACAACCGAACCCCUCAGAAGGACCUCAUCGAGGAUCUCCUCGCCUCAGCAAAGGACGGAAAGACAAUCACGGCUCAGGAUCUCGGAGACCUGCGCAAGCGGCGUAUCGAGAGACAGAAGGCCGACAACCCGGGUUGUCAGUAUGGAGCCUUCGAGCAUGACCUCUCUUGUGCCGAGAUUGCACUCGUCCUCAACGUCAUUGGGAACGGUAAUGAAGUUCCGUGCGACUAUGCCAGGGCAUUCUUCCUGGAGGAGCGGCUGCCCAUCAAGGAGGGGUGGAAGGCGAAAACGACGAGGUUUGGCGUGAUUGCGUUGAUAACGGCCAGGAACAAGAUCAAGAAGCUGAUUGGACUGGAGUACUAA